AUGGCCGAGUUCACGCGCCAGCGGGGCAAGCGGCAGGAGGACGGCGGGCUGGGCAGCGUCCUCGACCUGCUGUUGGCCAACGCCAGGCUGGUGCUGGGCGUCAGCGGCGCGGCCGUGCUCGCCAUCGCCACGCUGGCCGUCAAGCGGCUGAUAGACCGAGCCACCAGCCCUCGCGACGAAGGCGAUCCCAAAGCUGAGCAGAAAACCCUGGAGGAGAGCUGGCAGGACUUGGCCUUGAUCAAGGCAACACCAAAACCCCCUGCGAAGCAGAGGAGGGAAGACCUCAGCGAGCCUCUGCUCUCUCCGGCUCGGCCGCCGGCACCAGAGCCCAGGGUCUGCUCUCCCCCUCCGGAGGCUCCUCGGGUUGAAUCCAGCCCUCCGCGCUGCCUCACGCUGCAGGAGAAGCUCCUCUCGCACUACAGCAGCCGGCUGGCCGUGCCCGAGGCGCAAGCGUCUCUCGCCCCGCAGCUGGCCAGGAGCAUCUGCGCCCAACUGCAGAACUUCCUGCGGAUCAAGUGCCCGGAGCUGCCCUUCGGCAGCCUCUUCCUCAGCAGUCCCCUGCUCGAUGGCCUCGAGGCUCUGGCAGCCGACCACCUCCACCUCAUGCUGCCGGUGGUCCUCGACACCGCGCUGUGGAGCCUCAUCCCGGGAGAGGACACCGUGGCGAGGAACCCCCAAUACUGGAUGAUCAAGAGGACUGAUCUGGAGUAUUUCCCUCGCGGGCGCAGCCCCUGGGACAGGUUCAUCGUGGGCCGGUACCUCUCCUCCAACGCGCUCAAUGAGACCCUCCACAAGAUGCUGGUGGCCUCCAUCAACUGGCCUGCCAUAGGCAGCCUGCUGGGGAGCGUCAUCCACCCGGUUGUGGCUUCCCAGGAGCUGAAGCUGGAAGUCAAACACGAUCAGGUCGAGCUGAGCAUCGCCCUCUUCCCGGUGGUGGAAAUGGAGGACAAGGUUCUUCUGGCUGCUCCUCCUGAAGGACCGGUGGAAAAUCUCUGGCUUGAGAGCUUUUACAGGGCAGAGGUCUCGAAGGUGAAGGAGCUGGAUGCCGGUGACUCCGGGGCUCGGCAGCAAUGCCUCCGCAUCCUGAACGGCGUCUGCAAGAGCCAUCCUGCCCUGCACAAACUGAGCGGCAGCCCCUUGACCCACGUCGUCCUUCACCUCAGUGCCACCAGUUCGGACUGGGCAGAAGAAAGCCUUGCUGACAGGUUCCAGCAGGUGCUUGAGGAGCUGGUAGGCUACCUGGAGAAAGGGGUUCUGCCUUCUUAUUUCAACCACAAAAUCAACCUCUUCUGCGAGCUGUUGGAAGAGGAAAUCGAUGAGAUGGGCUUCAUGCUCUACAGGGCCAUAUCUGAGCCGGAGCUCCUGCUGAAGGAGAAAUGACCGGUGCGUUGGGAGCUCCCGAACGUAGGGUGUUCCUCGCCUGUCUGCUGCUCCCCGCUGUGAGGGUUGCGAUGCUUCUAGUUGACUAGUCAGUAAGAGGCAAAGUUCUUGCACUUUAUGAGAAAAAAAUAUUUCCUGUCUGAAUAAAACGUGCCUGAGCAGAGGUGGGUGUUGGCGUAAGGAGCCUUUGGCUGGGAGGCUCUGCCAAACCCAAGGCGAGUGCAGCCUACACCUUGAGUACCUACAGGUGAGUCCUGUCCGCUGGGCGUUGGGAGCCGACGUGAAGCAUGUCUGGUCUCUGGUUCCCAGUGUCCUCUGCUUGUGCCAGCCUGCUGUCACAGCUGUCAGGCUCCCCUCGUGCUCCGAGACCAGCUAGAGCUGGAGGGGAGCAGUUCCUUGCUGCUGCUGUGUCCUGCAGACCCCACAGGUGCAGUGUCCUGGGUGCUGGGUGGGUCCUUUCACCAGCACCCAACUUGGUCUUACUGUGCCAUGCCCUCAAGCUAGCUCUUGGGACAGGGUGGGAGCCUCAUCCGUCUGUAGGAUAUUGCCAAACUGAAAUAAGGCCCCAGUGAUGACCUGGGUGGUUGUCCGGGCACUUGGAGGUUACAGCCAUAGCAAAUGGGGGCUGCGGGUUUAUUCUUUGGAAACCCUUUCAGCUGCCAGAAGGAGCGAGCUCAGCCCUACCUCUUCAUUCUGCCAGUAUCGGCUCUGCCCCGAGGGACGGGCGUGCUUCCAGCACCGGUGCUGGGGCUUCGUGGCCCUUGUCCCACAGCGGUGUUUUGCUGGAAGAUGUCCCGAAAAAGGAAGCGGCAGGAAGAGAGCUGCUGACUCCCGGGAGGCUCCUGGUAUCGGUCCCUUGGUGGAGGCUGCGGCAGGGCUGUACACCCCUGCCUCGGCGGGUGGGUUGCUGCCAGCGUUCGUCUGCGGGUACUCGCUGCUCUGCAACGAACCACGGCAUCCCCUUCCAGUCUGUCCAGUGACCCUUUCACACGGGUGUUGCUGCUGUCUUGAGGUCCUGUUCCCCUGGAGCCCCAUGGUAUGGGGCAGGAAAGGGGGACAGGAAUGAUGCUCUGAGCAGAGCGCUUGCAAGAACUGAAGUGGUUUAUGCUUUUUAUUAAGAAGGUAUGUUUUGUUUGGGUGUUUUGUUUUGUUUUUUUUCCUUUGAGUGGCUGCUAGUAGGCUUUGAUUCUGGCUGUAGUCCCAGGGCAAAGGAAUAUAUUCUAUUUAAUGGGAAGAGCUGGUUUUGCACACUGGUGGAGAUGGAGAAAUCCUGUGGACUUCAAUGUGAGCAGCUGUUGUGGUUUAGUUUUCUUUACAGCUAUCAUCUUGUUUAAGAGAGGGGAAAAAAAAAAAAAUCUGUGCUUUUCCUCCCAGUCUGAAGAUUACUUACUUUGUUCCUCCAAACCACUUCCCAGGUGUUAGCAAAGAGAAUAAACCUUCCCUGUGUA
Messenger RNA from Gymnogyps californianus (California condor), 2828 nucleotides. It is a transcript of the gene MIEF2, whose product is annotated as mitochondrial elongation factor 2. Gene Ontology annotation, biological process: mitochondrion organization; positive regulation of mitochondrial fission. The record is from RefSeq and is a predicted model, not a curated record. Gene Ontology annotation, cellular component: mitochondrial outer membrane. NCBI's taxonomy places the organism in Eukaryota, Metazoa, Chordata, Aves, Accipitriformes, Cathartidae.